Molecule: messenger RNA, 1109 nt
Organism: Aphanomyces astaci
Lineage: Eukaryota; Oomycota; Saprolegniomycetes; Saprolegniales; Verrucalvaceae
Exons: 2
Coding region: 98-901 (267 amino acids)
Biological process (GO): positive regulation of DNA-templated transcription, elongation; regulation of transcription by RNA polymerase II
Cellular component (GO): cyclin/CDK positive transcription elongation factor complex; nucleus
Molecular function (GO): cyclin-dependent protein serine/threonine kinase activator activity
Source: RefSeq, a predicted model, not a curated record
UUCAUUGCAACUGUGCGGCGGACUGAGCGGAGGUUGCCACAACACCCAUCCACCCGUCACCUCGUACACAUCUGCCGCGGUCCUCUUGCGUGCGUACAUGUGGUACUUCUCGGAAAGCGAGCUCAAGGAAAGCCCGUCGUUCCAGGAUGGGAUCUCUCAACAGACCAUCGACGUUUACAGGUUCAAAGGCUGUGAAUUGAUUGAUCGACUAGCGGCAGUCUUUCGACUGCCAAAGAUGUCGGUGGCCAGUGCGAAGGUGUUCUUUCAUCGGUUCUUUGUAGUCCAGUCGUUCAAGCGGCAAGACGCGUGGCUGAUUGCUGCCACUUGUUUGUUCUUGGCGGCCAAAGUCGAAGAGCACUACAUGAAAGCAGUUGACUUCUCCAAGCAUUACCUGGCGUAUCGAAGGAAACUUUGCCACGAUGCGAAAAAGGUGGAAGGGGGCAGCAGGGUGUACCCAUCGGAACCCGCGACUUCCCCAACGGUGGAAGCCAUGACCGACGAACUGCUCUUCACCGAAUGCCUUGUCCUGCACGUCCUCGCUUAUGACUUGGGCGUUGUUCAUCCACACGCCUACGUGAACGAGUUCGUGUCUCUGAGCAUGGCGCACGUGGACGCUUCCGAGGACAUGGCGGUCGAGUUGAAGCGAGCCGCAUGGAGUUUUCUCAACGACAGCUCGAAUACUUGCUUGUGCUUGCGCUUCGAACCUCGGGUGAUCACUGCCGUGGCCGUGUAUUUGGCGGGCCUUUACUUGUCGCAUUGGACUCAACCGCUCACGGGCAGUGGGCCGCAGACUUGGUGGGCCAGCGUUGCGAUUCCUGUCGAUGUCUUGGAAGGUAUGGUCAUAUGGUCACUCGUCCCAAUUGUCCACGAGGUGGCCUUAUCCAAUGGAUGCAUCCUGUAGCUGCUGCCAAAGGGCUGUUGGACACGUAUGCGACAGGGUUUGCGUACAAGCAGAAACCCCUUCCGAGCGGCAUUGUCAAGUUAUUCACGUUGCACGGGCAACCCAACCCGGAACAGGCCACGGACACUCGUACUAGUAGCAGUGUUUAGGUAAUUUAUUGUACAGAAUCAACAACACCCCCAUGAUGCUACUGUCUGGACGGUCCUCA